Molecule: messenger RNA, 1545 nt
Organism: Penicillium odoratum
Lineage: Eukaryota; Fungi; Ascomycota; Eurotiomycetes; Eurotiales; Aspergillaceae
Product: basic helix-loop-helix domain-containing protein
Exons: 1
Coding region: 1-1545 (514 amino acids)
Biological process (GO): regulation of transcription by RNA polymerase II
Molecular function (GO): DNA-binding transcription factor activity, RNA polymerase II-specific; RNA polymerase II cis-regulatory region sequence-specific DNA binding; protein dimerization activity
Source: RefSeq, a predicted model, not a curated record
AUGGCGGAAGCAAGUCUUUUCAUCAAACACGAAUCUGACGAUCACAGCAAUCCUUUCAUGAUGUCUCACUCCGGUUACUCCAUGGGUAACCAGUUUGGAAACCCCAACGAGGCCGUGGACCCCUCGGAUCUGAACAUGCACCAAGGCGGAUUUAUGCCGUAUUCCUACGGCUCGCAACAGAAUAUGUCCUCCAGCUUCAACUUUGGAAACUCAGGAAUUGAUACCGAUGAACUCCUGGACCUGGAAAUUAGCGCGCCCAAUGGCCACCAGCGCAAUGACAUGAAUUACAUGCAGGACCAAUCCGCAGGAGGUAUCGCCAUGAGUCACCAGAGCCAGAUGUCACAUCUCUACUCUAAUACCCCGGACAAUGCCCCAAUGGCCAGCCCUUUCGUCCAAAACAGCUUUAACUAUGAACAAUUCCGGAUGAACCAGCAAAACCCCCACAUGCACACAGGCUCCUUUGACCAGAACUAUGCCAAGAGCCGCCCCGGCUUGCAGAACAUGGAACGCGUGCCUUCAGAUGGUCGGAGCCCCAUGACCCCGAAAACUCCCGCCCUUGGAUCCCUGAACUUGGGUACUCCGGAGUCUGGCAGUUUCCCCGGUCAACCGAUCCGUACAGGCGGGUUGCAAGCUCGACACCAGAAGACAUUGUCCAACCAAUGGGAUGGAACCCCGACCAGCGCGCAUUCCUACGUGGACUCGCCCAUUUCCUCACCUCCCCAGCAUCACCAUGCCGGCAUCUCAGAGAUUCUCAAGUCUGGAAAACACGCUUCCCUGCCUGCCAAGGUUGAUAACCACAUGCCGGGCAGUGCCCAAGACCUUGAAUCACAGGAGGCCAAGCGUCGACGUCGACGUGCCUCUCACAAUCUGGUCGAGCGUCGCCGUCGCGACAACAUUAACGAACGUAUUCAGGAUCUAUCCCACUUGGUACCGCAGCACCGACUGGAAGAUGACAAGGUCCGCAAGCAGCUCGUGAAUAACAGCGCUCUUUCUAUGGCUGGUGUGGGCGGAAAUGCUGCCACCUCCCUUCUUGCAGGGGGAAACGGACGACGCGCGACACCUGGUAACAUCACCAUGGGUCUUCCUAUCGAAGAGAAGGAGAAAGGACCGAAUAAAGGUGAUAUCCUGAACGGAGCUGUUAGCUGGAUGCGCGAUCUCAUGUGGGCCUUGCAUGUUAAGUACCAACAAGAAGCUGAACUCGCCGAGAUGAUCAGCAGUCUGGGUGGCACUUGGCCAUUUGAACCCACCGAGGAAGAGAAGCGCAUGCGCAGUGAGAUCCUCGAUGCCUUGGAGAUCAACGACCCCACUUCUUUCAGCUACACCCGAGGACCCGGUAGCGGUCUGCGGGUCCCCAAGCACACCAACCUCGCCGGUGACGCUAUGCAGGGUGGUGACGGACUCACCCCACCUAAUUUGAGCCCAUCCUACCACAGUGGUGCCAGCAGCACCAAUGGCGCAUCUGGCCAGGCUCAAUACUGGAGCACUUCUGGACACGCCGGAAUGAGCUUCAAGGAAGAAGACGAGUAUGGAAUGGAGAUGAAUUGA